AUGGCGGAGCCCGGCGCGGGCCGGAGCGGCGCUGGGGCGGCGGCGAUGGCGGAGGGCGACAGCCAGGGGAUCGACAGCGUGGCCGGAGGAGAGGCCGCCGCUGCGUCGUCGUCGUCGCCGCCGCGCUCCCCUCCGGCGGCCGUUGCGGGGGGGGGCGGCGGGGCGAAGCCGCUGAGCGCGGCGGAGUACGCGCGGCGGGUGCACCAGUGGCUCUGGGACUCGUACUGCGGGUACCUCAGCUGGCAGGGCUGCCUGCCCGCCCUCCUCGCCGCCUCCGCCGCCGCCGCGCCCUGCAGUAAAAUCUGGGUAAUGUUAACUAUUUCUGUUACAGGUCGGGAGUUCAUUAUCCCUUCGCUGGCACACAGGUUCAUAGCAGAGAUGGUGGAUUUUUUUAUUCUGUUCUUUAUAAAGGCAACCAUUGUUUUAAGUAUUAUGCACCUCAGUGGAAUAAAGGACAUCUCUAAAUUUGCUAUGCAUUACAUCAUAGAAGAAAUAGAUGAAGAUACAUCCAUGGAGGAUUUGCAGAAAAUGAUGAUAGUAGCUCUCAUCUACAGGUUAUUAGUCUGCUUCUAUGAGAUUAUCUGUAUUUGGGGAGCAGGUGGAGCAACCCCAGGGAAAUUCUUGCUUGGACUGCGAGUUGUGACAUGUGAUACAUCUGUACUUAUUGCGCCCAGCCGUGUGUUAGUUAUCCCAUCUUCCAAUGUCAGUAUGACAACGUCCACAAUACGAGCUUUGAUCAAGAAUUUUUCUAUUGCUUCAUUUUUUCCUGCGUUCAUUACACUGCUGUUUUUCCAGCAUAACAGAACAGCCUAUGAUAUUGUAGCAGGGACUAUUGUGGUAAGAAGAAAUGGAGUCAGAUGAUACCAAAAGAUGAGAUCUCCAGACUGAACAUCCCCUCCCACCCCCAGUGAACAAAGACCUACCCCAAAACUGAAAUAGAGGUAUCUAUCAGAAUCUUUUGCCCAAGUUAAAUGGGAACUGAUUCAGAAGCUAAAGAAAAUGUUUUGCUCCAGUAUGAUGCCAGCAGCUACCUUCAAAGUAUUGGGAGUUUUCAUAAAUGCCAAAGAAGUUUGGGAGAAACAAUCUCUAUUAAAUCUGGAAGUAUUAACCUCCGACUGAUGAGGAAGAAAGUGGCUGUGUUAACUGCGGAAGGGAGCUGUUCUGUUCGUCAGUCUGUGGAAAGCAGAUACCUAGAAAUACUCCACCUUAAAAGACAUGUCACUCCUGCAGUUUUGGAUGUUGGCAGGUAAUGAGAAAAUCAAGUUGAUUUCCAAGCAGUUGCCUAAGUCGUAUGAUGAACUCUGAGGGGAAGAGAACUGCAGUAUUAGACAGUAAGGCAAAUCAUGUUAAUUAAAUUAAUUGCCAUGUGUGUAGAAGGAGAGAUGAGCAGUGUUUAUCAUGUCCCUUACCUGCUUCACAGAUCAUAUUCCCUCACCUCUUUAAGUAUUUUAUUAGAACA
This is a messenger RNA of Haliaeetus leucocephalus (bald eagle), 1459 nucleotides long. It is a transcript of the gene FAM8A1, whose product is annotated as family with sequence similarity 8, member A1. The coding region runs from base 1 to 861 and encodes 286 amino acids. Lineage: Eukaryota; Metazoa; Chordata; Aves; Accipitriformes; Accipitridae. The transcript has 5 exons. The record is from RefSeq and is a predicted model, not a curated record.